Mesorhabditis spiculigera is the source of this 498-nucleotide messenger RNA. The record is from the annotation of a GenBank genome assembly. Lineage: Eukaryota; Metazoa; Nematoda; Chromadorea; Rhabditida; Rhabditidae.
AUGUCGACAUCGGGAGUUGCUGUCAACGCGGACGUCCAGUCCACCUUCAUGAAGCUCAGCGAGGGCAAGAAGGAAUUCCGCUACAUCAUCUUCAAGAUCGAAGAGCGUGAGGUUGUCGUCGAAGCCGCCGUCACGCACGACGAACUCGCCGGCACUGAGGACGACUACGAAACGUGCAGCAAGGCGGCUUUCGAAAAAUUCGUCACCGAUCUCAACACGCGCACCAACGAUUUCACAGACUGCCGAUACGCCGUGUUCGACUUCAAGUUUACCACGUCUCGCGUCGGUGCCGGCGUGUCCAAGAUGGACAAGAUCAUCUUCAUUCAACUUUGCCCGGAUGGCGCCCCGAUCAAGAAGAAGAUGGUGUACGCCUCGACAGCCUCUGCGAUCAAGGCUUCACUUGGUACCGGGAAGCUGCUGCAGUUCCAAGUCAGCGACGAGGGAGAGCUGAGCCAUCGUGAGCUGCUAAGCAAGCUGACUGAGAAGUAUUCGGACAAC